GAUGGUGUGUUGGUGUCUGGCCGUUGCCUGCGGCCUUUGCUGCAUCUUCAUGAAGCACGCCUGGUACGCGAACCGGAAUCCCACUUCGGAGGCCGGGAAGCUAUUUACGGCGUUUUUCGACCGCGUUCUGUGGUCGCUGUUUCUCUUCUGGAUCACGCUGGCGUGCUCCACGGGCCGAGGAGGGGUCCUAAGCAAGUUCCUGUCAUUCAACGCUUUCGUGCCGCUCAGCAAACUGUCGUUCGGCGUCUACCUUAUCCACUACCCUUUCAUCCAACUUAUGCUGCACGCGUCCAGAGAGCGCGUGUUCUGGUCACACUUCAAUCAGAUCACACUGUUUUUUGCGCUGCUCGUUUGGAGCUUCCUUUUGGCGUACCUGGCCUACUUGGUAUGCGAAGGUCCCACAGCAGUUCUGGACAAGCUUGCCUUCCAGAGGCUCACUAGAAGAGCGCGUCCUUCGAGAAACCAAGCUGAAGAACCGAGGCUGGACUGUCCCAAUGAACUGCCGGAAAAGGACGCGGAAAAUGGCCGGAUCAACUCAGAGCUCACCAGCGGCAAAAUGAAUGGCUACACUCUUCCCGAUCCGCGGAACGGUGCGGUGCGUGGCCUUUCGUUGCCGUCGCAGUGGGAGCCUCAAAGGCUUUGAUUACUCUCCGCUGUAGAACGGUGCUUCAUUUACGUUCGCUGCUGAUGAAUCAAAUGCCCGCAGUAUUGAGCCCUCCUCAUUGGAAGUGGCAGGUUCGACUCGCGGCUGCUGCGGUCGCCUCCACGUUUCGAUACGGAGGUGAAGGGCGGCAUGAAACAAGAUAAAAAGAAGAGCCAUUGCACCAGAUCUUUAUAUGCACGUGAAGUGCGAACACGGGUGGUUCUACUUAAUUCGGUGUACAAGGCCCUCGUAGCAGUCCUUGAGUUGCACCUUUCCGACGCUGCAGCGCUGCCUGUGUAACCGAUAUCAUCGUCAGCACCAUUACCUACAAGAAAACAGAUACUUCGUCAUCCUCUCGUCAACCAAGUGAUACCUCUGAAGUUUAUCUACCGUUUGCUUUUCUUGCAAGAAAAACGGGUCUGAACUUUGUUUUUAUGAUGUCAUGUGGACACAAUCGUGCACGAACUUGUUGUUUGUAGGCUGCGGUAAACCGCUGUGCGGAUGUUUACUCCUAUAGUGUGAACAUGGACGGCGCUGCGACUGCAAAAUGUGUCUGUUAUGCAUGUGAGUGUGAUGGUGUACGCGAGCAUGGUAAAGCCAUUUCAAGCUUGUAUAUUAACGCCGAACGUCGCCCUUGUGUUACGGCAUUCACAGGUGUUAGUCGGAAUGUACUGAGUGCAAUUAUUUAUUAUUCUGUAGCAGACAUUAAUACGUAGUCUGUCUCCACAACAAUAGGAGAGUCAUGUGUAGCUUUGUGAAGCUACUGUCACACCAAACAUUAAGUUUUGCUAAGGGCCGUCCUACCUUUGUCCCCUCCCCAUGUUUUAGUAGGGGUCAUCAAGCUGCCCAUGAAUAAAACGAACAA
Messenger RNA from Dermacentor silvarum, 1508 nucleotides. Its product is annotated as nose resistant to fluoxetine protein 6. Gene Ontology annotation, molecular function: acyltransferase activity, transferring groups other than amino-acyl groups. The transcript is spliced from 3 exons. The coding region runs from base 2 to 643 and encodes 213 amino acids. The record is from RefSeq and is a predicted model, not a curated record. NCBI's taxonomy places the organism in Eukaryota, Metazoa, Arthropoda, Arachnida, Ixodida, Ixodidae.